Messenger RNA from Lathyrus sativus (Indian pea), 666 nucleotides. Lineage: Eukaryota; Viridiplantae; Streptophyta; Magnoliopsida; Fabales; Fabaceae. The record is from the annotation of a GenBank genome assembly.
AUGAAGGUUAUUUACUUCCUUGUUAGCAUCUUGGCUUUGGCAUCUUCGGUUUCCUUUGCUUAUGAUCCAAGCCCUCUUCAAGACUUUUGUGUUGCAAUCAAAGAUCCCAAAGAUGGUGUAUUUGUUAAUGGAAAGUUGUGUAAAGAUCCUAUGCUAGUUAAAGCUGAAGAUUUCUUUAAACAUGUUGAACCUGGGAAUACUUCAAAUGCAUUGGGCUCUCAAGUGACUGCAGUCACAGUAGACCAACUAUUCGGAUUAAACACACUCGGUAUAUCUUUGGCUCGCAUUGAUUUUGCACCCAAAGGUUUAAACCCACCCCACACUCACCCUCGAGGCACAGAAAUCCUUAUAGUUCUCGAAGGUACUCUUUAUGUUGGAUUUGUCACUUCCAAUCAAGAUAAGAACCGUCUUUUUACCAAAGUGCUCAACAAGGGUGAUGUGUUUGUGUUUCCAAUCGGUCUCAUUCACUUUCAACAAAAUGUGGGAUACGGCAAUGCAAUUGCCAUUGCUGGACUUAGCAGCCAAAAUCCAGGAGUUAUUACUAUUGCAAAUGCUUUGUUUAAAUCAAAUCCAUCCAUUUCUGAUGAAGUUCUUACCAAAGCUUUUCAAGUGGAUAAGAGUAUAAUUGAUUAUCUUCAAAAACAGUCUUGGUAUGACAACAACUAA